Messenger RNA from Fonsecaea erecta, 1551 nucleotides. Its product is annotated as dihydrolipoyl dehydrogenase. The record is from RefSeq and is a predicted model, not a curated record. Gene Ontology annotation, cellular component: mitochondrion; oxoglutarate dehydrogenase complex. The coding region runs from base 1 to 1551 and encodes 516 amino acids. Gene Ontology annotation, molecular function: flavin adenine dinucleotide binding; dihydrolipoyl dehydrogenase (NADH) activity. NCBI's taxonomy places the organism in Eukaryota, Fungi, Ascomycota, Eurotiomycetes, Chaetothyriales, Herpotrichiellaceae. The transcript has 3 exons.
AUGCUCAAGACAUUGGUUCCCAGGACGGGCCGGUCGCUCCUCUCAACGAAAGCUCCGCAUCUGGGCCCAGCAAACCUCCGAACCGCUCCCAGCUUCCAGAUCGUCUCCCUGAACCAGCAAAGAAGGAGGGGAUAUGCUUCCGAGUCAUCAGAAUACGACAUUGUAUUCAUCGGUGGUGGUGUUGCAGGCUAUGUGGGAGCAAUAAAAGCUGGCCAGUCUGGUCUGAAGACAGCAUGUAUCGAGAAGAGAGGAAGGCUUGGAGGCACAUGUCUAAACGUCGGGUGCAUUCCCUCGAAAUCUCUGCUCAACAACUCACAACUAUACCAUCAAAUACUCCACGACACAAAGAAGCGAGGAAUUGACGUCAACGAUGUUCAGCUCAACCUCACUCAAAUGAUGAAGGCCAAGGACGAAUCUGUCCUGGGACUGACAAAGGGCGUCGAAUUCCUGUUCAAGAAAAAUAAUGUAGACUACAUUAAAGGCACGGGAACUUUUGCGGACGAACACACGAUCAAAGUCAACCUGCUCGACGGCGGUGAGACCGAGGUCAAAGGCAAGAACAUUGUUAUUGCCACCGGUAGUGAGACGACUCCAUUUCCCGGUCUGACGAUCGAUGAAAAGAAAGUCAUCACCAGCACAGGUGCCAUUGCCCUGCAAGAAGUACCCAAGAAGAUGGUGGUUAUUGGUGGUGGUAUCAUCGGCCUGGAAAUGGCCUCAGUGUGGUCCCGCCUCGGUUCCGAAGUUACCGUCGUCGAAUUCCUCGGUCAAAUCGGUGGUCCCGGCAUGGAUGCGGAAAUCGCCAAACAAGCGCAAAAGAUCCUGAGCAAGCAAGGGAUCAAAUUCAAGGUCAAUACCAAAGUUACUCAGGGUGAUGCCAGCGGCGACGGCGUCAAGAUCGCGGUCGAAGCUGCCAAAGGUGGCAAGAACGAAUCUAUAGAUGCAGAUGUCGUGCUCGUUGCUAUCGGACGUCGACCUUACACCGAUGGCUUGGGUAUUGAGAACAUUGGCGUCGAGAUGGACGAACGCAAACGGGUAGUCAUCGACCAAGAAUACCGCACCAAGAUCCCGCACAUCCGAUGCAUUGGCGACGUCACUUUCGGCCCCAUGCUUGCACACAAAGCUGAGGAAGAAGCAGUCGCCUGCGUCGAGUACAUCACUAAGGGAUAUGGCCAUGUCAACUACGGUGCCAUUCCGUCCGUUAUGUACACGCAUCCCGAAGUCGCGUGGGUUGGUCAGAACGAGGGCGAGCUGAAAGCCGCCGGCGUGAAAUACAAAGUGGGCACCUUCCCCUUCACCGCCAACUCGCGUGCCAAAACCAAUCUGGACACCGAAGGGCUGGUGAAGUUCCUCAGCGACGCAGAAACCGACCGGAUUCUGGGCAUCCAUAUCAUCGGACCGAAUGCGGGAGAAAUGAUCGCAGAGGGCACAUUAGCGCUUGAAUACGGCGCCAGCAGUGAGGAUGUGGCGAGAACGUGCCACGCUCAUCCAACGCUGGCCGAGGCGUUCAAGGAGGCGGCAAUGGCCACAUAUGGCCAGCCCAUUCAUUUCUGA